CGGGGCACGCGUGCUUUUGGGUCUCCCACUCGAUCGUUAACUUUUUUUUCUUGGAUAUUGGCUAGAUUUACAGUAAAAUCCAACUGCAUAACACUCUUUCAGUUUUGGAUAAAUACCACCAACAUGCACCCUUCAACUCUCUUGGCCACCGCGGCCACCCUCACCACGGCCUUCGGCUACGCCAUUAAUGAUUUCGCCUGCCGCAGCACCGACCACCCCAACCCCGUCGUCCUGCUGCACGGCCUGGGCGCCACCUACUACGAGGACCUGAACUACCUGCAGCUAUGGCUCCAGGCCCAGGGCUACUGCACCUACGCCGAGACCUACGGCGCCUACGCCGGCUUUCCCUUCCUCGGCGGCCUCAAGUCCAUCAACGAGUCCGCCGCCGACAUUGCCGACUACAUCCGCGAGGUGCACCAGGAGACCGGAGCGGAGAAGAUCGACCUGGUCGGUCACUCCGAGGGGGCGUUCCAGACGCUAUACGUUCCCAAGUUCGAGGACGGCAUCUCCGAGUUGGUGGACAAGAUGGUGGCCAUCGCGCCGCCGACGCGGGGGACCACCUUCAUCGGGAUCUACAAUCUCGCCUAUCUGUUCGGGGAUGUGUCGCGCGAGGCCGUCGGCGAGGUGCUGGAUACCCUGGGUUGUCCCGCGUGCGAUGAGUUGGGCCCCGAUGGUGCGGCCGUCGAAAGGUUGAAUGAUGGGGAGCCCAUCGUGCAGAGUGGAAACAGCUUGACGGUCAUUGCCUCCAAGUUGGAUGAGAUGGUGACCCCCACCAGUACCUCCUUCGUGCAUGAGGACGGCGUGCGGAAUGAGUGGGUGCAGGAUACCUGUCCGCUGGACCCGGUCGGUCACAUCGGCGAGGCGUACGAUUUGAAUGUGUGGAACUUGGUUAAGAACGCGCUGGAUGAUACGCCGAAUCGGAAGUUCAUCUGUCUGCUGGGCUCCCCGGGAAAAUGAAGAGCAAGGAGUAUAUAAAAAGUCCGGCUUACUCGGUCUAGCCGGUACAAUUUGCACUGUAUAUAAUGUAUAAUCACAGCACGAUC
Aspergillus homomorphus CBS 101889 is the source of this 1043-nucleotide messenger RNA. Its product is annotated as esterase/lipase family protein. The transcript has a single exon. Gene Ontology annotation, biological process: lipid catabolic process. Gene Ontology annotation, molecular function: lipase activity. NCBI's taxonomy places the organism in Eukaryota, Fungi, Ascomycota, Eurotiomycetes, Eurotiales, Aspergillaceae. The record is from RefSeq and is a predicted model, not a curated record. Bases 124 to 957 code for a protein of 277 amino acids.